This is a messenger RNA of Adelges cooleyi (spruce gall adelgid), 473 nucleotides long. RefSeq lists its product as uncharacterized. The transcript is spliced from 7 exons. NCBI's taxonomy places the organism in Eukaryota, Metazoa, Arthropoda, Insecta, Hemiptera, Adelgidae. Bases 76 to 351 code for a protein of 91 amino acids. The record is from RefSeq and is a predicted model, not a curated record.
CCUCUGUGCAUUUUGAGGUUUUCGAUCGUACAAUUUACAGUUUUUUCAGAAUAAAAAAAAUUGUAUACAUACAAUAUGAAAAAAAUUGCCAUUUUUUGUAUAGUAGUCUGUAUGACAUCUUUGGUCACACAAGGUCGGCCAUAUCCACAAGGUGGUGAUAAGCCGGAGGUCAAAGAUGACGCUAAUGUGGAUGGUCAGCGGCCGGAAGACGCAGUUUGUGUCAAAUGUGGGAAAACUAUAUCAUCAGCGGCAGAAUCCGUGGGCAAAGGUUUUUGUGGUUUCAUGCGUUGCUGGAUUGGGGAUGCAAAUAAACAUCUGCAUUGUCCAUCCCAUAGGUUUAAUUGUAACUAGUGGAUAUUAGAAAGGAUCCGACUUUGGUACAAAAAUAUUCCAGUUUUUUAUGAAUAAAUACAAUAUAAUGUUCUAUUUGAAUUGUGUACAUUUUUACUAAAUAAAAAUUAUAUAUUUCACAA